Messenger RNA from Podarcis raffonei (Aeolian wall lizard), 1876 nucleotides. It is a transcript of the gene POPDC1, whose product is annotated as blood vessel epicardial substance. Gene Ontology annotation, cellular component: sarcolemma. Gene Ontology annotation, molecular function: cAMP binding. Bases 307 to 1368 code for a protein of 353 amino acids. NCBI's taxonomy places the organism in Eukaryota, Metazoa, Chordata, Lepidosauria, Squamata, Lacertidae. The record is from RefSeq and is a predicted model, not a curated record. The transcript is spliced from 9 exons.
CUGCGUCCGCCGCCGCCGCCGCCGCGGCUCUCGAGAGGUCGCAGCAGGCGGCGUGCGAAGGGAGAGCUGGCGCCGCCCGCAACUUGGUGGCGGCUGCUGCCCGCUGCCUAUUUUAGUCAAAACCUCCGCCCCGGGGGCUCGCGCGUGCUUCGCCUCGACUCCUUCAGCAAGAGAGGGCGCCCUCGGAGGAGCUGCCGCUGGAGGAGACCCACGGCGGGACGGAGGCGCCUCAGAAGCGAGCGGCAGGUCACCAGCUAUUUAUAAGGACACUUGUUCUGAAGCAGCACAAAGCCAGGCAACUUCAAGAUGAAUCCUACAGAAGCAAAUUCAAUCAUGGUGACCCCUUUGAGUUUCAACCCAGAUGUCAACAAUCCCAUCUCUAUGCCUUUGAAUGAAACUCUUUGUGAAAACUGGAGAGAGAUUCACCAUCUCGUGUUUCAUUUGGCCAAUAUUUGUUUUGCUGUUGGAUUGGUUAUUCCAACCACUUUUCAUCUUCAUAUGAUUGUCCUACGAGCCAUGGUAAUAAUAGGAUGUACACUAUUCAUCAUCUGGGCAACACUAUUCCGUUGUGCUGUGGAUAUAAUGAUCUGGAAUACAACAUUCCUUGUUAUCAACCUUUUGCAUUUUAUAUACUUGCUAUAUAAGAGAAGACCGAUAAAGAUAGACAAGGAGCUCAACAGUCUGUAUAAGAGAAUGUUUGAACCACUCCAUGUGCCUCCAGAGUUGUUCCAAAGACUGACAGGACAAUUCUGCAACAUCCAGACACUAAAAACAGGUCAAGCGUAUGCUGCAGAGGACAAAACAUCAGUGGAUGAUCGAUUAAGCAUCCUGUUAAAAGGAAAAAUGAAGGUCUCCUAUCGAGGGCAUUUUCUGCAUAAUAUUUACCCCUGUGCCUUUAUAGAUUCUCCUGAAUUUCGAUCAACUCAGAUGCAUCGAGGUGAGAAGUUCCAGGUCUCCAUUACUGCUGAUGAUAACUGCAAAUUUUUAUGCUGGUCCAGGGAGAGACUUACCUUUUUUCUGGAAUCUGAACCAUUCCUCUUUGAAAUAUUUAAGUACCUUAUUGGAAAAGAUAUUACAAACAAGUUGUACUCAUUAAAUGAUCCAACACUAAAUGAUAAGACAUCCCAGAAAAUAGAUCGACAGCCCAGUUUGUGCUCACAACUUUCUGUGAUGCAAAUGAGAAACAGCAUGGCUAGUUCAAGUGAUGGCGAAGAUGGCUUGCAACAUUUUCUCCGUGGGACUUCCACUGCCUCAACCCUUCGUCAGCCAUCUCCUUGUCUAAGAACAUCAGCAAAAAUGAAACCAAUUGAAGAAAGUGUGGAAGAUGAUGUCUUUCAUCCCCCAUCAGUCAAAUCAACUAAAGUUUAGUAGUGAUCUUGCUGAGCGGAAUUUCAGUGAACUACUACAAGUGUGGCAGACACAGAAAACUUGCUAAACCACAUAAGGUUAUUUUUUGAUUUUUUAAAAUACAUAUGUAUAUUUGGCUACACACAGAGAUGCCAGAAAAAAGACUGUGACUGAACCCCUUAACCAUAUUACCUGAAAAAUAAAUAAUGCUGGUUUUAGUGGGACUUGAAGCCCCAUUCUGGAGCUUUGUGUGAUUAGAGGAGUAGAAUGCCCUGUUUGAAGCAAUAGUGUAGAAAGGUCUGUGCUUGUAAUGGAACCGUCUGCACAGGAAUGGCUUCUCCUUUGAAGUGAAUGGGAAAAUCCGCACAGCUUCGGUGGAUUCUUGGACUGGAGCAAAUGUGUCUGGAAAUGGGGUUUUAAACAAGGUGUCAAACUUUGGUUUUCAGUUUAUGUUCCAACAAAUCAAAUUGAUUAAUUUGCAAAGCUUUGCCAUUAAAAACUGGUUUUAGGUUUGGCUUUUAAGCCAAUC